AUGCAGAUAAAUAAGAAGAAAUCACAGCGCAAGACGUAUUUCAUCCUUCGUAGCACCGACUACAAGCCCGACGGCCUGAUCCAACUCGGCCAGCUCAUCGAGGACCCUCGCACUCCUUACCGCCGCUUAGCGCCUCCCAUCAGACCCCUCCCCGCAGAUGCCGUCCAUGUCUCUCUCAAAAACGACUGGUCCCUGGAUAAAUCCAAGGGAGCAGUCGGUGGCAUCGGAAUCUUUGCACAGUUUAUAGCUGUGAUGACGGCGGAGGUGUCAACCCACGUAUCGAGCGAUAUCACACAAUCAUGGACCGCGGCUCAGCUAGAGACGGCAUUUAUUGAACUGGGAGCAGACAAGGAAUCUGACUACGUCACUUCCAGCGUGCAGAAGGCGGCGGUGCAAAAGCGUCUCACGCGCGAGGGUUUCUUCAAGAGAAUGGUCCUCAGCAAGAAGGUGCUGUACAUGAUCACGGGCAUUAAAAUUGCGAGGAGGCCCGGCCAGGUCUCGUACGAGGCGAGCAAGACGACGAGCGUCACCGCAAAGCUGGGCGCAGACCCUGGGACAGGGGGAAUGGUCAUGGCCGGCGUACAGGGCGGUGUGGACCGGUUCAGCAGUUCUGUCGAGAGCAGCACGCCGGAUGACGAUUUCGUGUUCGCCUAUAGAUUGCGCAAAGUUCACGUCAACUUCAGCAGCAACAAGACCCUGCUCAAGAGCGAUGUUUCUGGGGCCGAACUGCAUGGGCACGGUGCUGGGGGAGAUGGUGAAGAUACGAGUUCUGAGGAUGAGAGCGAUGAAGAGGUACCGAAUGAGGUUGCUGUUGAUGUCGAUGAACUUGACACGGUCUUGGUUGAAAAUGAGGACUUUGGACAGUCUUUACCUGCUCGGGACGCCAAGAACGACGGCUUUGACGAGGUUGAUGGUGGCGAAUGCCUAGUCAUCAUUGCAGAAUAG
This is a messenger RNA of Colletotrichum orchidophilum, 945 nucleotides long. RefSeq lists its product as uncharacterized. The transcript has a single exon. Bases 1 to 945 code for a protein of 314 amino acids. The record is from RefSeq and is a predicted model, not a curated record. NCBI's taxonomy places the organism in Eukaryota, Fungi, Ascomycota, Sordariomycetes, Glomerellales, Glomerellaceae.